AUGCAGUAUGUACCUGAUAUCAAUUUGGAAUGCCACGAGGUUAUCAACGAUUGGGAUGAUUUUGAGUCUGGGAACUGCAGUAUCUACUCUCCAGCAGUCACAGACAAACUACCAACUAUUUAUGAAGAAAAUUCUACAAAAGUUUGUGAAAUAUUUCCACCUCCAAAUUCCCCAACUGCAGGUUGCUUUGAAGUUUUUUCAAACCAUACACAUUAUGUGGAAAGCCUUCUUCAAAUGUGGAAAGAAUCAGACAUUGCAUCCACUUCCCAAGAUAGCACUGGUAGUUUUGGGUCAGAUCCACUUUGUUUACCUGCACAGUCCUCUUCCCAGACUGCAUCUGAUGUGGAUGAUGCUAUCCCAUGGUCUGAAAAUGAAAGCAGUGCUGACGGCAGUCUUUCACCUGUCAGCAUUACAGGUUCCAGGUCAAAUCUUGAAGAUCUUCUGUCAAGGGACGGAAUUUCUUUUCAAGGAACAGGCAUGCACUUCCAGCCAGUGUCCCACAGCUCCUCAAGGUCAGCCUCUCCAUUUGAGAUAGAAGCCAUUUCACAAUCUGUACUCGGACUGUCCUUUGACAAUGCAAAUUCAAUACUGCGCAUGGAAAGGUCACCAUCUCCAAUUAUCUCAAGAUCUUCAUCACCAAGGUUUCUGCGCUCGCCAUCACCAUUCCAAGUGCUUAACACCAGUAACAGAGACAUUUUAAUGGACACAGCAACAGAAAAUAUGCUGAUGUAUGAAGAGCGAGGCAUCAGGAGAUUGUAUAGCCCAGUGUUGAAUCAUGACCAUCAGGUGCCAGAUGUUGACAUGGACUUUCAGGAGAAUGUCUCACUCACUGAGGAGUUUCCUUCCUUUAGCACUUAUGUCAGGAGGAGACAGCUUAACUCCUGUGGGGAUCAGAUCGUUCCAGAGUUCAUAGAAGAAUGAUAUUUAAAUUUCUGACGUAUUAAAACAUU
Molecule: messenger RNA, 950 nt
Organism: Mya arenaria
Lineage: Eukaryota; Metazoa; Mollusca; Bivalvia; Myida; Myidae
Exons: 1
Coding region: 1-921 (306 amino acids)
Source: RefSeq, a predicted model, not a curated record